Messenger RNA from Sphaeroforma arctica JP610, 1130 nucleotides. RefSeq lists its product as hypothetical. Gene Ontology annotation, cellular component: membrane. The transcript is spliced from 4 exons. The annotation marks the transcript as partial. NCBI's taxonomy places the organism in Eukaryota, Ichthyosporea, Ichthyophonida. The record is from RefSeq and is a predicted model, not a curated record. Gene Ontology annotation, molecular function: ABC-type transporter activity.
UGCAGGUGUCGGGGCAUUACAGGACAAUUUGGAUGGGCAGAUCAUUUCUCAGGUGCAGCAGCAGCUGGGUGCGUUGCUGCUGCUGUGUGCGUUCUUGUCGUUCGGAGGACUAACCUGUCUGGAGGUCUUCGAGUCCGAGCGCGUCUUGUUUUUGCACGAGCGUGCGAAUGGGUUCUAUCAAGCGGGCAGCUUCUUCCUCUCUAAACUGUUGUUCGACACAGUGCUGCUGCGUAUCAUCCCACCCAUCUUCACCGGCACCCUCUUUUACUUUCUCAUGGACAUGCGUGCUGGGUUUGUGCACUUUGUCGUAUUCAUCACGGUGUUGACGCUCUGCAACCUGACGGCUGCGUCUAUCUGCAUGCUCGUGGGCCUUGCCAUCACCAACCGAGCCCUGGCACUUCUGGUAGCGUCGUUGGUGAUCCUCUUGUCUCUAUCGCUGACUAACCUGUUUAACAAUAGCGGGUCUAUGCCGUCGUGGGCUGCCUGGGUGCACUAUCUGAGCUUCUUCAACUACGCGUACGAGGCACUCGUUAUUAACGAAUUGAAGGACAUUAAUUUCCAAGGGGUAGCUCUAGGCGCUGAAGCCUUGUCGGUGGAGGCCAACCAGUUGCUGGAUGAAUUAGGAUUUGAAGUGGAGAACUACGCUCUGGACAUCUUCGUGUUGACGGGACUGUUUCUGUUGGGGCAGUUGCUGACGUUCCUGCUGUUGCAGUACCGUAUUAAGUUGGUGCGAUAACGGGACGGGUGCGAGGGCGAACUGGGGAGGGGGGGGUGAGGAAAUAGGCGGCGCUUAUUCCGUCACACACACGCGCCGACGCGGAAUAAGUCUUUCGCAGAGAGGCGGAUGCGAUGCAGGCUGCAUGGGAGGGUCAGUUAUCAGUGGUGCAAUGGAGCAAGUCCAAUGCGUAUACGCACUUUGGGUGGACAUAGUUGGUGUACAUAAUUUAUAAGCACUAUGGGGACAUAAUUGCAGGUGUAUAGAAUAUAUAAGCACUUUGUGUGUACGUAGGUGGAGGUGUACAUAUUCUAUAAGCACUUUGUGUGUACGUAAGUGGUGUACAUAAUCUAUAAGCACUGUGUGGACAUAGUUGGAGGUGUACAUAUUCUAUAAGCACUUUGUGUGUACGUAA